AGACGGGUGUAUAGAACAACAACACAUGUACCAUGUGAAUUAGGACAGAUCAUGGAUUCAGAAACGUUUGAAAAAUCUCGUCUAUAUCAGCUGGACAAGAGCACUUUCAGCUUUUGGUCAGGGCUGUAUUCAGAGGUUGAGGGCACUAUGAUUCUACUCUGUGGAGGAAUUCCUUUUCUCUGGAAUCUGUCUGGUCAAAUCUCUGGUCAUGCUGGAUUUGGACCAGAAUAUGAGAUUGUUCAGUCAUUGGUAUUCCUGCUUCUUGCAACGCUCUUCAGUGCAGUGACCGGUCUCCCAUGGAGUUUAUAUAACACAUUUGUCAUAGAAGAGAAACAUGGCUUCAAUCAACAGACACUGGGAUUUUUUUUUAAGGAUGCCAUCAAGAAGUUUAUUGUGACUCAGUGUAUUCUGUUGCCGGUUACAUCCCUCCUGCUUUACAUUAUUAAAAUAGGGGGAGACUACUUCUUCAUCUAUGCCUGGCUCUUCACAUUAGUUGUUUCCUUGGUGCUUGUUACAAUCUAUGCAGACUACAUUGCCCCUUUGUUUGAUAAAUUCAUUCCGCUUCCUGAGGGAGAGCUCAAGCAAGAAAUUGAAACAAUGGCAAAGAGCAUUGACUUCCCAUUGACCAAGGUGUAUGUGGUUGAAGGUUCUAAGCGUUCUUCUCAUAGCAAUGCUUACUUCUAUGGAUUCUUCAAGAAUAAGCGGAUAGUGCUGUUUGAUACCCUCCUAGAAGAUUAUUCUGCAUUGAACAAAGAGCCAGCAGAAGGAGCCAGCAGUGAGAAUGAAGAGACAAAGUCUAAAACCAAAAAUAAGAAACAAGGAUGUAAAAACGAAGAAGUUCUGGCUGUACUUGGCCAUGAAUUGGGUCACUGGAAACUAGGUCACACUAUCAAAAAUAUCAUCAUCAGCCAGAUGAAUUCCUUCCUCUGCUUCUUCUUGUUUGCUGUGUUAAUUGGUCGGAAAGAACUCUUUGCUGCAUUUGGUUUCUAUGAGACCCAGCCUACCCUGAUAGGCUUGAUGAUUAUUUUCCAGUUCAUUUUUUCACCUUACAAUGAGGUUCUCUCCUUUUGCUUGACUGUAUUAAGCCGACGAUUUGAGUUUCAAGCAGAUGCAUUUGCCAAGGAACUUGGGAAGGCUAAAGACCUGUAUUCUGCUUUGAUCAAACUAAACAAAGAUAAUUUAGGAUUCCCUGUUUCUGAUUGGAUCUUUUCAAUGUGGCAUUACUCCCAUCCACCCCUUUUAGAAAGACUUCAGGCCUUGAAAGAUGCAAAGCAAGAGUGACAGGAAUCAUUGUUGGUUCAGAGACAGUGCUUCCAUCUCAGAAGCAAAGUUCAGAGCUGCUUUUAAAAUUGCUUUUUAAAAGGAUAAUUCCAAUUAUAUGCAGUGUUAACAGCACCACACUCUGGUCUGAGAAUCCUGAAAUAGAUAUUAAAUUAAAUGAUAUUAUUUUAUUUUAACAAAAACAAAACUGUGGGACUUAAUUUAGAGAAAGUACUGUAUAUAGACUUUUUUUUUCCUUUGGCUUUUAUCUUCACAUUAAAGUAUAGACUUUGAAGGAAGAAAAAAAAUGUAGACUCCAAAGCGCACAUUUCUUCUGUUUGCGUAUGCCUUGAACAUUGCUUUUGAUUCUCUUCCCAUUCUCAGCAUUCUGCAAGUGAGCUGAACCUUCCCUUCCCAGUCUCAAACCUCAUUCAUAGCGAAGAGGGUUUGAGUGACUGGGCUUCUCAUGUGAUAAUACUUGUACUAGCCAAUCACUGUAUUUAAAACUUGAAUGCAAGUACUGGCCUUUCUCCUGGAUUCAGAUUCAUGUCUGUUUUAAUUGAAAAUGUUGUUUAAUAAAACUGCUUUCUCUGAAAUUGGGGAAUAAGGUUGAAUUUCAGCUAAGGAAAUGUACCAUGACUUCCUUGAAAAUGAGCAUUAGUCUGUAUUCAGCAGCAUUAUAAUAGGAUUGGGCUCCACCUCUCCUCCGAUGCUUCGGGAGGAGUGGAAGGAGGUUAUGGAGAACCAAGAAAGGACCUGCAUGUUAAAGAAAGUUGCUAAUUCUCUGUUCUUCUCCAUUUUGCCUAUGAACAGAAUGGUUAACAGCUUUUCCACACCUCAGUUCCUCUAUUUCUGUCUUCUUUUGCACAAGUAGGUAGAGGCUCAGACUGUAUCAGAGCAAACCAUUCAUUCUGAGGGCAGAGGGAGGUGUGGAAGCACUCUGCAACAGGCUCUUUAGUUAAUAUGAAGCCAAAUGAAAUACUAGUGUUGGAAUACUUAGAAGGUAUUCCCCAUCAUCUUUCUGAUUUAAAUAAUCUGAGAUAGUUUGUUGAUAUGUGAUAUAGGUUAGGGAAGGUCAGAGUGGGUAACUGGGGAGCAGCAUAUAAUAUGUGUCUGUUUUCUCAGACCUUUCUAAUCAGAGAUGGGAUUAAAUUUACUUUUGUUGGCAUAAAGAUAGAAGUUAAAUGUAGGUUCAUAUGUGCCAUACAUAUAUGUGUCGGACCAGAAUGAAUGCAAGCAUUUCAUAUACAAAUCAGAUUUGGUAUCUGUGGUAAAUUUUAGAAGUUCCGCUCAGCUCUAUGCAAAGCGAUAACAGAAUCCAAGCAAAUUCUGAUCUUUUCAGGUGUCAAAUAUUCUCAGAGACUUUGUUAGCUUAAAAUUGCUUUUCUGACUGCCUGAAAUAGGGAAAUAUGCCUUACAAGGUGAUGGGCACGAUGAUGUCUCAGGUGCAACAAGAUGUAAGAUGUUGCUGGAAACCCUUUGUAUGCCUUAUUCUGAUUGUGUUUAUAUGCUAACAAAUGUGAAGCUAAGCUACAGCCAUGGGUUUAGGAGACAAGUUUACAGAUAUGGGAAGCCUAUAUUUGUUAUCUUAAUUGCAUUUUAUAAAUGGCCCUUCAAAAUAAAAGGAUUAACUUGGACCUGUCAAUUCAGAAAACUAAAUAAAUGUGCUAGGUCUUGAGUUGUGGAGGUAUUGGUUGGUCUGAGCCUAUGGAAAGCAUGUUGAAAGCACUCUGAGAAAAGCAUUUGUCUCAACUAUUAAUUAAAACUUAAUUUAAAACUGAA
This is a messenger RNA of Struthio camelus australis, 3042 nucleotides long. The record is from RefSeq and is a predicted model, not a curated record. NCBI's taxonomy places the organism in Eukaryota, Metazoa, Chordata, Aves, Struthioniformes, Struthionidae.